Molecule: messenger RNA, 1601 nt
Organism: Camellia sinensis
Lineage: Eukaryota; Viridiplantae; Streptophyta; Magnoliopsida; Ericales; Theaceae
Source: RefSeq, a predicted model, not a curated record
UUCCAUAACUUUACAUUUGUCGACCUCUCAUUGGUUGCUUCUGCACAUAGUUUGGAGAGAGAGAGAGAGACAGAGACAGAGACAGAGACAGACGACGAUGGCGAAGCAGAGGAAGAAGAGAGGUCGGCCCUCCUCAAAUAACUCAGUGAUUGAAGCAGAAGAAGAGACAGAAAACGAGGUCAAGAACGAUGAAGUUUCAGGGUACGAGCAGUCCAGAGACCAAAGAAUCAAAGAGAAUCUCCAGAGAAUGCAGAAACUUGGGAUUUUGGACCUCUCUCGACAGCUCAACCCACCUUCAAAGCGUCCCAAAAAAAACCCUUCUCAGAAGAAGCCUUCUUUGCCCUCCUCUGAUCCCCCCAGACGCCCUAGCCCAUCUUCUCGUAUUAAGUUUAGGUCAAAGAAUGGAGUGUGUUUUAAAUUUGAUAUAGGUUUGAGUCUAAGGAUUGGAGAUGCCCAUGAGAGGCAUUGUUUUACUUUCAUUUUCUUUUCCCCUUUCCCACCAUCCAAACGGAUAUUUUCAACUUUGGUUGGUUUGUUUAGGUUGAUGGCAGUGACUCGGGUUACUUACAAGGAAGUGAGCGCUCCAAAGAAGAAACACAAAUCGGAGGAGAGUGAUGAAAUUGAAAUUGUUAUGAAAGAAGGUUCGAAGCCGGAGAUAUAUACAGAAGAGGAUGAGAAGCUUUUGGGGGAUUGUGAGACAGCUUGGAUUCUGAAUGUGGAUGGAUAUGGCGAAGAUGGGGAGCGAAUAUAUGAUCCUUUCUUCGGGAAGUCUUGCCAUCAAUGCAGGCAGAAAACUAUUGGUCACCGUACCAAUUGCAGCAAGUGCAAGUUGGGCCGAGGGCAGUUUUGUGGAGAUUGCUUAUACACAAGAUACGGGGAGAAUAUUUUGGAAGCAAACCAAAAUCCAAAUUGGAUUUGCCCUGUAUGUCGAGGAAUUUGCAAUUGUAGUCGUUGUCGACGUGCUAAAGGAUGGGAACCUACUGCUGCUAUUUAUACAAAGGUUUCAAAACGUGGCUUCAAGUCUGUGGCACACUAUCUCAUUCAAACCCGUCGUUCUCAAACAAAGCAAGAAGAGCCAGCUGAUGGAGACCUAGUUUCUGCUGAUAAAUCCCCCUUUGCAGAUGUAGAAGUGAAGUCACCCUUGCAUGAUGAGGGUGUUGACUCGCAACUCACUCAUGAUGGAGUCCCAAACCCUCAAUCUCAGGACAACAACAAUGUGGAAGAGUACAGCGAUGAUGAAUAUAAAGAAGAGGAUGAUAAUCAUGACAGCACUGAUACUGAUGAUGAUGAUGAUGAUGAUGAUGAUGAUGAUUGACUUAAAGCAUUGUGCAUAGCCUGCUCUUGCCACUGUGGUAGUUCAUAACCAUUAGAUUCACUCAGAAUUUGUGCAUUUUGGGAACAAAACCUCCUUUUUUGACCAUAACGAAAUGCAAAUGGCGGUGGCUGUAUAAGAAUCAACCAACACAUGCUUUUGUUUUUCUUUUUGUUUUUGUAAAGGUACUAAUGUUGCUAAGAAAUUUCUACAGGAGAAUCUCUUUCUUUGGAUCUUUGGGCAAUGAUAGUACUGUUGUAUGGAGAAGCUUGAAUGCAUUUUGUAGACA